UCACCACAACUGUGAUGGAGUGGUUCCGAUUGCUGUACAAAUACGACACUGGACCUGAGACAAACGCAGCUCUCAGAUCUCUAGAGGACCACUUGCGGUAUUUCCUGUAUGACACAUAUGUCAUGGCCCGUGUCGACCAGCUCUUCAAUAUUAUCAUAGAGUUUCCCGAAUCGCAAGCUGCCCUGGAAGACCUCAGGGACUGCCUUGAACGCACAGACCUGAAGUCAAAGGUUAUUCAUUCUUUAAAGAGCGCCAUGGAGAAGAGACUCUUGCAUCCAGGAGUGGAAACAACCCAGAUAUUGACUGCAUAUAUAUCAGCUAUCAAGGCACUGCGUGUUCUUGACCCAACGGGAUACAUUUUACAACUUGUCUGCGAGCCUGUGUGCAAGUAUUUGAGGACACGCGAAGACACCGUGAGGUCAAUAGUCUCGAACUUGACAGAUGACAGCUGCGCGGAGCUUGAAGCAGAGCUCAUCAAGUUCACCCCGAUUUCUGUUGAAGACAGCUUCAUGAGUGAUGACGACGACGAAGACUGGCAGAACUGGCGGCCAGCCCCACUUGGCAAUGAACCGGCAGUGCAGGUGUCGAAAGGUGCACGCACUUCCGAUAUAGUCAGUAUGCUGGUGAACAUCUACGGAAGCAAGAAGCUGUUUGCAACAGAAUAUCAGGUGCUGUUAGCCAACCGCCUGUUGUCGGGCACGUGUGCCGAUACCGAGCGUGAAGUCCGUUACCUGGAGUGCCUAAAGCUGCGCUUUGGUGAGGCCCAGCUGCACGCCUGUGAAGUGAUGCUGAGAGACUUGGCCGACUCUCGCCGUUUCAACGCCCACCUGGCGUCCGGUGACAUCCCAGGUUACACCGAAGGGGAGGUAGAUGUGUCGGCCAUUGUGGUGUCAGCCCAGUUCUGGCCAACCUUCAAGGACGAGAAGCUGGUGCUGCCAGCACCUGUGCAGGCAUCACUCGACCGCUACACGCGUGCCUUCGAGACCAUCAAGGGCAACCGUACCCUGCAGUGGCGCCCAAACCUCGGUCAAGUCGUCCUCGAAAUCGACACUGGCACCCGCACCUUGCAGCUCACCGUGUCGCCCAUGCAUGCCACACUCAUCUACCACUUCCAAGAGAAGCCACGGUGGACGCUGGAUGAGUUGAGUGCUGUGACUCAGGCAUCGUCAACACUCGUGCGCCGCAAACUGGCCUUCUGGCAGGGUCAAGGCAUACUCUGGGAGGAGUCGCCUGGUGUGUUCGCUCUGGGAAGCCAUGGAGGCUCAUCGGGGAGCGGCAGCAUCCCACCUCCGCCCCUGGAGUUGGACGAGGAUGAAGAGGAGACUCCUUCGGCUAUGGCGUCUGCCCAAGACCAGAAGGAGAGCGACUUCCAGAUCUACUGGUCCUACAUAGUCGGCAUGCUGACAAACCUGGAAUCGCUGAAAUUGGACCGCAUUCACACAAUGCUCAAGAUGUUUGCCAUGCAGGCCCCUUCGACAGCUGAACUUACUGAGCAGGAGUUGCGGCAUUUUCUCGAUGGCCAAGUCUCCAAGCAAAAGCUGCUCUAUUCCGGUGGAUACUAUAGGCUUCCGAAAUCCGAUGGCUAGUAAAAAAUAAAUAAAUAAGUAGAAAAUGACUGGUUCUUUGCU
This is a messenger RNA of Rhipicephalus microplus (southern cattle tick), 1628 nucleotides long. It is a transcript of the gene mr, whose product is annotated as anaphase promoting complex subunit morula. The record is from RefSeq and is a predicted model, not a curated record. NCBI's taxonomy places the organism in Eukaryota, Metazoa, Arthropoda, Arachnida, Ixodida, Ixodidae. Gene Ontology annotation, molecular function: ubiquitin protein ligase binding. Gene Ontology annotation, biological process: ubiquitin-dependent protein catabolic process; metaphase/anaphase transition of mitotic cell cycle; protein K11-linked ubiquitination. Gene Ontology annotation, cellular component: anaphase-promoting complex.